Molecule: messenger RNA, 1330 nt
Organism: Aspergillus costaricaensis CBS 115574
Lineage: Eukaryota; Fungi; Ascomycota; Eurotiomycetes; Eurotiales; Aspergillaceae
Exons: 2
Coding region: 123-1208 (361 amino acids)
Source: RefSeq, a predicted model, not a curated record
AUCUACUUGCUCGACCCCGGUGGUUUUGUUUUUCGAGCGAUUGAGUGAGAAGGUUUCCCCCGGACUGUUGUCUUCUUCUUUUCUUUGUGGUCCGUUGAAUAUAUAGUCCUUCUCACAUAACGAUGGCGCAAAACGCCGUGGGAAGGCUCUUCCGCAGCCAGAAUUCCACGACUCUGCGUCAAUCCAUUGGGUCGCUUACACAGACGCGCAAUGCUUCUAGGAAUGCCGUCCCUACCUUCCAACAAACCUCGUCCCCGGAGCUGGACCAAGCCCUCACCCGGUUCCGCGAAGAGCUCUUCAUACCCUUCGGUCUCGGCCAGGACCAACGACGUCUCAUGUUCCGCCAGAAAUACGCCGACCGACUGGAGCAAGAGCCCGUGACGGCCAACAUAAGCGAGGACGAAGACUUCCUCCUUCGCCCGAUGGACCCGCAAUCACGACCGACGCUCAAAGAAGCCGCGGAGGUGAUCAGCCUGAUGCAGAGCAAGAAUGACUGGAAGAACCUGGUGCCGUUCCUGUCGGGACUACAGAUGGCCAACCGGCACUUGAAGCCUAGCCGGUUGGAGUGGCUGGUGCGGAAGGCGGGCGAACACAAUGCGGUGAACUUCGUGGUGGAAGCCGCGAAACAGGCGGACAGGACGGGUGUGAAGCUGAAUGAGGUCGGGAUUGUGCAGCGGUUGUUCUUUGAGCUGCAUCGCAAGGCUCAGAAGGCGGAGUUCCAGGGCCCGGAGGUUACGAAGGCUUUCAAUCUGGCGACGCAGUUGGUUGGGUUGAUGGAGCGCCCGCCACAUGUUCAGCAUGAUGUGAUGGUUGAUCCCAAGAGGAAGCCGUUUGUGGCGGGGACGUUGUUGGAGUUGAGUGCUGCUAGGGCGCUGGGUGAGUUCGAGGGUAAGGAUCAGGGUGGUCUGGUGCGCAUCUACAGUAGUCGGGUGCUGGGGUGCUGGAAGAUGGGUAACUUCGCUAGUGAUGUCCAGGAUUGGCGCGCUGUGGAUAAGAUGCUGCAGGAGAAUGUGCCGAUCUAUAAUGGUAUGAAGCUUGCGCUGAAGGUGCAGGGCAUUGCCAAUGACAAGACGGUUGCUCCGGGCCUGAAGAACAGGCUCAAUGAGCUGGGUCAGUUGAUCGCCAAGCAGAAGAAGAGCGCUCCUGAGGAGAUUCAGAAGAACCCUUCGCUGGGUCUGGCGCAGGCUCAGCUCCUUCAUGAGAACUAGAGCCGGUGUCUUCUACAUUUUGCCAUUUUCAGCUGAUUUUAUCUUUACUGUAUAUUACCAUUUUGGAUCGUUCGGAGCUGUAUCUGUAUUUGAAGAUAGAUGCCAUUUCCUUUCAUUCUUUC